Molecule: messenger RNA, 5304 nt
Organism: Epinephelus moara (kelp grouper)
Lineage: Eukaryota; Metazoa; Chordata; Actinopteri; Perciformes; Serranidae
Gene: sertad3
Product: SERTA domain containing 3
Exons: 2
Coding region: 863-1717 (284 amino acids)
Cellular component (GO): nucleus
Molecular function (GO): transcription regulator activity
Source: RefSeq, a predicted model, not a curated record
AUUUGGACAACUGUCACUGUUAUUACAGUUAAAACGGCUUUUCCUGAGUACGUGUACAUCUGCAGAAUCCACAUGUUUACAUGUAUUUUUUUUUUUUUUUUGCGUUGUCUUUAUUCGUAUAGAAAUAGUCAGUGAAAUAUGCACGGUUGUAACGCUCUCUGACUGUUACCAUUUAUGACCGGGCGUCUGUCGGCUAAUACCAUCUCAGAAGUUUUCUAUGUUCUUGCAGUAAUUAACUUAAACAUAAAAUAAUAAGACGUGCUGACCAGAACUACCAUUCGGUUAUUGUUAAUGUAAUACACAUACAUUGCCGUUCUUAAAAGGCAAUACACGUGGAUGGGAAUCUCUUUUCUGUCGGUGAUGUAAUCAUUUAGGAAUUAGUGCUAUGCAAAUUACAUAAUAACAAGCCUGACAAUCCGGUUCGGCCGGAGUAAGCAGGGUAGGUGUGAUUUUACAUAUCAACAUAUAAUAUAAAGUAUGAUAUGGUUAUCAAACGUGCCAUAUUAAUAGUUUAAAACGUUUUGUAACGUCAAAUUAUUCUUAUUGUAGUUAACGUACAUGAACUCCAUUACCCAUAAUGCCUUUCGACACAUCUUGCCCCCAACUGUAAACCUUAGCGACGUGAAACUCAAAUUACGGGCGGGAGAUAACUUAGUCAGUCGGCUAACAAAGUUGUAGCGUUUGAAACAGAGAGUUUUAACUUGUUUAAAAUCGCCGAGUUAUUUCCGAAUUCGUUGAGCAAAACUUUACAUGUUUUGGGCGUCACUGUGGAGGAAGGAUAACGACAUAUUAACCAACGGUAACUUAACGGUGUCGACUAAACUUGCUGAGGAGAGACGGGAAGUGAUUCAACAGUUUAAAGAUGGUCAAGAAGGGGCAGAAGCGUAAACACCUACCAGAGGACGUGGAGGUUUCCGACAGGAGUAGCUCAACCUGGGAGAGCCAGCGCCAGUUUGUGCUCACAGUUUCCCUGCACAAAUAUCAGCAUGGCCUGCAGCUUCGUGACCCCAGCCUGCGGAGGUCCGUUCUGAUAUGCAGCACACUGCGGUCGGUCAGCCUGGAGGGUUGUAGGGUGCCAUCUGUAGCCAUGGAGGUGUCACAGCCACCUUGUAGCUCUUCAUCUGAACUCCAGGAGAGUGUUUUCACUGCAGCAAAACAUAACUCUACAGCCAUGUGUGCUAACAGCCACUCAGCUCUUGACAGCUGCCCUCUGGUCUCUUUAAAUAACUUGUCAAAUUGUGCUGCAAGUAGGUCUCCGGCAAAUGUCACUCUGUCUGUAAAAGAUGAAGAUGAAGACUGGGGAUCCAUGUCCAUGGAUUCUAAUUUCUCCCUCUCUUCUGCCAUCUCCUCCAUUCUCACUGCACUGGACUCUGCAAUUGACGGGAGCCCACAGGCAGCUCCACGGACACCUCUCAGGUCCUUGGAGAACCUGUCAGGGGCCUGUGAGGGAGGUGAGGCAUGGGCGAAACAGGGAGUGAAAGGUUGUGGGGGAAGCUGGGAGGUGCAGGAAGAAUGGAGGGCAUUGGACAGCAGCUUGGAGGUGAUGGGGUUAAGCUACCUUGGUGAUCUCACUGUGGAGGAUCAGUUCCAGGAUAUAAACACAUCCUUGCUUGAGAGGGACAUGGGAAUGCUUGGACUCAGAGAAUGUGAAGGUGGUUACCCAACUGUGGAUGACCUUUUAAGGUAUUUGAUGUCUAAGACAGGAAAUGCUCCAUAGGUGGGCUGGCAUAAGGAGUAGCUGUGAUGCAUCUGGCAGACUUUUGUGCAACAUGAAGGGAUUACAUUUCCCCGGCAAAAAAGGAGAUCAAGUCAUGAUGAAAACUAAGUGGGUAAUAAGUCAAAUAAGGCUAUGUUUUUUUCUUAAUGGCUAAGUGAUGAGUCAGUGCAGAAUGAAUUGCUGAAAAGCAUUUUACUACAGUUUCCAGUGUGACUAAGCCAACUGGAAUUUGGGAAGGGAGGUGUCUGAUUAGAAAACAGAGGCAAAUGAGAAGUUGUGAGCAGGUAAUCACUCUCGGUGGAAAGAAAAUUACUUCAGCAGUAUUGCCCAAAAAUUUGCCAGAAACAUCACAGCUUUAAGAAAACUUUUUUUUUUUUUUUUUUUUUUUCAUUUAACAUUGGAUAAAUCCCUCUAUAACGUGUUAAAUGGUAAUGUGAGUUCUGAGAGAAGUGAUUUGACUGGUGUUUGAAGGACAAUGGUUUAAACACUACUAUAAUAGGUCAAACUCGUGAAGAAAUCCUUUAACCUUGUGUGUAUCAAGAUGAAUUACAGGUCAGGAUGUCAAACAAAAGCUACACCUGCAAAAAUUUGCUUUCUAGUCAGAAGAAAUCCAUGACAACCGUUUGUUCAGUUGCAAAAAAGAAAUAUCAAGGUUAUCUGAGUGGUUCUUCUUUGUAUACAUCACUUUAUCAUCAGUUACAUUUCAGUAACCAGUAUUUAAAGGUACAGUACAUGUACAUUUUAUUGGUUUAUCCUGCAUCAGCAGGAAAGACAGUUAGCCCAAUUCUUGAAUAUUACUCAGUGGAAAAAUGCACAACUCUUAAUGCCUCUCAACCACCUGACAGAUAAACCAUGACCCAUCUGAGGGCAGAAAAGAGUGAAACUAAAGUUUGUUUUGUCUGAAGUGUUUUCUCUCAGAUGUGGUUGCUCUGUAACGGCUACCUGUAUAGCCUGGCAGCUCAGAAGGAGUAUUUAACGUCUUUUAAUAGAUGUUUUUAUUCAAAGAGCCUUUACAGUACUGUGAUUGUAUCCAACACAUCCCCAUGGCCACUGUAGGUGUCUGUCACUAUAGUUAAAGUCACAACCACUAAGCAGCCGCUUCUGUUGUACAGAUAUUAUCAGUCAUUCCCGGCGGGUAUAUAGACACUGUGUGAGCCACAUUGGCUGAUGGUAGUCCGAAUGGUGCCGAUUUCCACCCUCUCAACAGUUGUUCAAUCAUCAGUAGGUCACUUUCUGCUUGUUUUAGUGGGGUCCUCAUGUUUUGUCUGGUUUACAUCUGAAUGAUUGCACUUUUGUUAAUAUUAUGCAUUUCUAAGUCACAUGAGUUUGUGUUUUACUCUGUAUUUAUUACGCAAUGGUAACAUUACAGGUAAGAUUUGUCCAUUUUUUUUAACCCAUAAAAUGGAGUACUAGUACAUGCUCUGUUAUUGUAAUAUAUUGUUUUGAAGAAGAACGCUAAAGAAAAGGUGUUUUAACUGUAACUUAACCUGCUAUAUAUAUAUAUAUAGAUAUAGAUAUAUCUAUAUAUCUAUAUAUAUGUUGAUCCAGCAUUUAAAGCCAACACUGCUGGAAUGCGUGACAGGUGAAAUGCUGAGAUAAUUUGUUUGAGGAAGCACAUGAUGCCUGUUGGUCAGGUUUUUGUACUUGCUUUCUAUGCAAAGGUCAUUUUGUAAAUAGUUGGGCUGCAGUUUCAAUUUAUUUAUAAAUGGCACGUUUUGUUGACAAGAUGAGUAACUUAAUGUCACACUGUAUUUGAAGAUUCACUUAAGGUAUAUUAAUGUACCAUCAUGGCAGUUAUUUUAUUUACAUUAUUUUUUCUAUACAUAUAUUUUAAUGGUUAUGUUUUUAAAUUUAAGGCAGAAUGCCUGGACACUGUAUCUCUUAAAAAAAAGGCAAAUGUGUGUUUAUACUGACAUUUUUAAUAAAAUAUGAAAAUGAAAAAAUACUGUUUUUUUGUUGAACAUCAUUUUAAUUUUCAGUUGAAAAGCCUCACAUAGGACUGAAUGUAGUCUGAUACAUAGUUAUUAUAAUACAUAAAGUACAUUUUACAGCAUGUCUUUGAAGUGGGUCGGGGGAAAAUUGGAUGAAAACUGAAUCCAAACAGUACUGUUGUUGCUUUAACUCUGUCAUUUGAUGCCAUAUCGUCAUUAAUGACCCUGGAAAAACAGCUGCAAUAUUUAGAGAAUCAUAUAAGUGAAAGAGCAUUUUGUAACAGACUGAAUGUCUGCAACCACAAAUGUUUCAGUUCUGACUCAGCUUCUCCUCCUCCAGUCUGACCCACUACCCUAUAAGACUUCUUAAAGACUUGUAGAUCAUUUUGGUGUUGCAAUCACACCUGAUUCAGAAAUCUACUAACAAUAAUACAUAAGUGGAGCUGAGCACACCAAUACCAUUUAGGAUGUCAGUGAGUUAUUGGUUACAUAAAUCUAAACAAAACAAUCUACAGUAGUUCUCAUUCCAGUCAGAUCCAUAAUAGACAAGAACUGUUGAAAUUUAAUGUGGGAACUUGUAGGCAGCUUCACCCACAGCCAGUCCACACUGUAAGUGAGACAGCAAUCACUUUGUCUCAUGGUCUUUGUGUCAAUCUGAAAAACAUAUUUCAGUGCUCUCAGACACUUGGUUUGGGACAGAUAUACACUUCAUAACACACUUAAUUUCUCAAAGGAGCAGUGUGUAGGAUUUAGCAGCAUCUAGCAGUGAGGAUUGCAGAUUGCAACCAGCUUAAACUUCUGUCAUGUGUGAACUCUUGGUUUGGACCCCUUCAGUGUUCAUUGUUCAGGAGAUUUUAACUGGGAGCCGAAUUAUCCGCAGAGGUCUCUUCCUCUCCAAAACAAAUGGAACCCCUGAUUUAAACCUGUAAAAACACUGAAUAAAGCAGUGUCGCGUUAAAAAUCUCAUUGUGGAGGUGCUGUGAACUUCGGUGGCCGACGCGAAAACCCAAAUGGCCCUAACUAGACCUUGUGUUUGGUUUGUCUAUUCUGGGCUACUGUAAACCUGAAACCUGAUGGUGCAACAUAGUGGAGACAGUGAAUGAGGACCAUGAUUCAUUGUAUAGCUAUUAACGGCUCAUUCUAAGGUAACAUAAGCACAAUGAUUCUGAUUUUCAGGUGAUUACACACAUAAGAAAACAUACUUAUUAUAUUUAACUUCUGCCAAUAUCUCUCCCUAAAUCCUACACACUGACUGGAAGUUUAAGGAAAUUAGAAACUGACCCAGUGUAUGUAUUCUGCUCUCAGGUCACAUACCCUUGAGAAAAACAUUAUUGCUGGGUGUUGUGUACCGACAACUUCAAAUUUUAAUUGUAAAACUCACACAUUGGUAUGUCUGAACUUCAAAACUACACAAGACACGUACAUUUAAUUUUUUGCUGGAUGAGUUUACAGUACAAACUAUCAAGACAAGCGGGACAUGCUUAUAAAAACAAACAUGAUAAUACAGGCAAAAGUUUAUUUUCAAUUUAUUCUUGUCCAAUGUGAAUCCACGUUGAACUGAUAUUAUUAAAGUACAACAGCAGCCACCAACAUGGACAGAGUCAACUUAUUUUACAGUAUCAGGAUAUAAGUAACCUAUUUAUAAACUACAACUUU